AUGCUGGCAGGAAGGCGCGUGGAGGAUCUUCCGACUCCGGCGUUCACCGUGGACCUUGACGUGGUGAAGAGGAACACGCAGGAGAUGGCGGAGCGCUUUCGGGCCCUGGGGGUGAACUUGAGACCUCACAUGAAAACCCACAAGUCCCUAGAGGGUGGAGACCUCAUGACAGGGGGCACGCGGCGAAGGAUCGUCAUCUCCACUCUGGCCGAGGCCCGCUUCUUUGCCGACGGAGGGUUUGAUGACAUCCUCUACGCCUACCCGCUGCCCUUUGACAAGGUGGAAGAGUGCGCCACCUUGGCGGAGCGGCUGGAAAGCUUCCACGUGCUGGUAGACAGUGCCGAAGCCCUGGCCUUGCUGAAGGGGAGGCCGUUGCAUCGGGGGAAGCGCUGGAAAGUGUGGCUGAAGAUCGACUGCGAGAACAAACGAGCCGGCGUAAGGCAUACCGACCCAGCUGCCCUCGAGCUGGCCCAGGCGAUUGCAGCGGGACCUAUGGAGUUGGCGGGGGUCUAUGCCCAUUGUGGGAACUCUUACCACUGCCAGGGGGUGCCUGAAAUCCAGUCCGUGGCUCAAACCACCACCGAGAUGGUCCUGCAGUUCAUGGAGAAGCUGCGGGAAGAAGGGAUUCCCUGCCCUGUGGCCAGCAUCGGCUCCACCCCGUCCUGCAGCCGCCCCGUGCCUGAGAUGGCCAAGCUUCAGGAAGUCCAUCCCGGGAAUUACAUCUUCUAUGAUGUCCAGCAAAUGACGAUUGGGUCUUGCCAGCUGACGGACAUUGCGGUCCGGGUGCUGACCAGGGUGAUCGGCCACUACCCGCAUCGGAACCAGAUGCUCGUUGACUGCGGAUGGACCGGACUCAGCCUCCACAGUCUGGGCCAGCUGCCCACGGGCUACGCCCUUGUGGAGGGCCACCCCAAUCUCAAGUUGGUGGGAAUGAGCCAGGAGCAUGGACGGGUCGAGGCCGUCACAGGGAAGCUGGAUUUGGCACAGUUCCCUCUGGGAAGCCUCCUGUCUCUGAUCCCUUACCACGCUUGUGCCACAGCGGCUAUGCACCCCGUUUACUACGUCCACAUCAAGGGCCAGGUGGUGGCCACGUGGAAGCCGGUCAAAGGGUGGUAGGAAGACUCA
This is a messenger RNA of Euleptes europaea (tarantolino), 1125 nucleotides long. RefSeq names its product D-serine dehydratase-like. Bases 1 to 1116 code for a protein of 371 amino acids. Lineage: Eukaryota; Metazoa; Chordata; Lepidosauria; Squamata; Sphaerodactylidae. Gene Ontology annotation, biological process: D-serine catabolic process. The record is from RefSeq and is a predicted model, not a curated record. Gene Ontology annotation, molecular function: D-serine ammonia-lyase activity. The transcript is spliced from 7 exons.